This is a messenger RNA of Vitrella brassicaformis, 2838 nucleotides long. The record is from the annotation of a GenBank genome assembly. NCBI's taxonomy places the organism in Eukaryota, Vitrellaceae.
CGCAGGCCCAGAGAAUGCGCCACUAUCCAGUGGAUGGCAGUGACCGCACGAGCUGACAUUUGUUCAGAAAAGCCAAGCAGGAGGUCACUGAGGAAGAGUUGACUGGCUGCGAGGGGCCGUGUGGCCUUCAAACGAUUUGGAAUCUGCAGCCAUCUAUGGACGAUAAGCAAAUGUGGUUGGUGAGGCUCAUGACAGACGCUAAGACGGGGGACCGGCAGGAGCUGCCGCGCCCUCCUUGGAGGCUGCAGCACUGGCGGCAGCUGCUGGCCUACCAUGCCAACACGCCAAACACGCCCACUCUGGCCCUGCUGCUGCUUGCUGAGCUGCUUUUCUGUCUGCUGAUCAUUUGGAAAGUCCCGUGUAAGCACUCACUCACCCGCAGCCAUCAGGGCCUGCCUGAUGGAAAGGAUUUGAUGGAUGGAUUGACCUAUUGUCGUCUUGUGUUGUGUUGUGUUGUGUUGUGUUGUGUGUCGUUUCAGACACAGAGAUAGACUGGCGCGCCUACAUGGAGGAGGUGGAGGGCUACCUGAAGGGCGAUACCAACUACUACAAUCUCAAGGUGGGCGGGCGGGCGGGCGGGCGGGACUGAAUCGUCAUUGCAAAUCGGACCGGCUCGGCGUGGCAGUCAGUAUUUGUGCUUGUACGGGUGUAUGGUUUGGUAUGGUGUGGUGUGUGCAGGGCGGGACGGGGCCGCUUGUGUAUCCGGCCGGGUUUGUGUACAUCUACUCGCUCCUCUACUAUGUGUGCGACAGCGGCACCAACGUACAGGUGAGUGAAGUGCAAUGCAAUGCAGACCAGACCGUCCGAUGAAUGUGUGUGUGCGUGUGUCAACAGAGGGGCCAGUACAUCUUUGCUGUGCUCUAUGUCAUCAACCUUGCUCUCGUCUUUGAUCUGUACUCGCGGUCCAAGAAGGUGAGCGAACCACAACCAACCAAUGGUUGAUUGAUUCGUGUGCACUGCACUGUCGACCUUUGAAUGAAUGCGUUUGUGUGUGUGUGAUUCGUGUGCACUGCACUGUCGACCUUUGAAUGAAUGCGUUUGUGUGUGUGUGUGUGUGUGUGUGAGCGAUGGUUGGUCAUUCAGCUGCCUGUGUGGGGCUUCUUGCUGCUGUGUGCGUCGCGCCGCGUGCACUCGCUCUUCGUGCUUCGUCUGUUCAACGACCCAGUCGCUGUCCUCCUGUUUCACGCGUCUGCGUCGCUGGCAUGCAGAGGGAAGUGGAGGCUCUCAUGCCUCCUCUUCAGGUGUGCUGGUGUGGCCGGGAUGGGUCGGUCGGUCGGUCGGUCGGUCGGGUGGAUGGAGAGGCGGAUUUGAUGGGUGUCUGCCUGCCUGUGUUGCAGCAUGGGUGUGUCGGUGAAGAUGAACAUCCUGCUCUACGCGCCAGGGCUGCUGUUCUUGCUGUGGAGGGGUAUGAGUGAGCGAAUGAGGACAUCCAUCAAGCGAGAUCCGGUCCUCCCUCCCCUCCGGAUUUGCCUGCGUUGCGUAUGUGUGGAAUGCAGCGAGUGGGGAGAGUGUGGUCGGGACUGUGGGCUACCUGUCCAUAUGCGCUGGUUUCCAGGUACAAUUGGAAGGAGAGCUGCACAGACAGACACACAUAGACACACACAUAGACACCCACUCCUUUCUGUGUGUGUGGUCUGUCUGUGUCCGUCCACCAACCGUGCACUGCAGCUGUUGGUGGGCUGCCAUUUCCUGGUCACGCACCCCAUCGCCUACAUGCACCGCUCAUUCGAACUGGGGAGGGUAUUCAUGUACAAGUCAGUAAGGCCAAAGGAACGAACGGACAAACAAUCGAUUUCAAUCAUCCUGUCCAGCUCACCGCAUCUCUCUCCCCUUCCCGCCCGUACCUGGCUGGCGCAGGUGGUCGGUGAAUUGGCAGUUUGUGCCUGAGUGGGUGUUUGUGUCCAAGGGGUUUGCCCUUCUGCUGCUCGGCCUCCAUCUAGCUGUCCUGUGGCUGCUCUUUCGACGAUACUGGACCAGGUGAGGCGCGAACGCAUCGUGUCCUCCCGGCCGGCCAUCAAGUGUGUGUUGUAUUGUGUUGUGUUAUGUCUGGUCAGAAUGAGUCCUGCCGGUCGGCCAUUGACUCCUGGUAAGUAGUCUGGCAGGAAGAUCAGAUCAACCACAUCAAUCAAUCAGGGCUGCAGUGAGUGCUGCCAUGGCUGUCUGUCUGUGUGGUUGCCGGUCGCUUGCUCGCGCAGGUGUAAUCUUGUGGGUGCUGUACUCGUGCCAGCUGCCGGGCAUCAUCUUUGCCCGCUCACUGCACUACCAAUUCUACUCAUGGUCAGUCAGUCAACACACACUCAUACACACCCACACCCACACCCACUCAGAGCAGCGAGGGAGAAGAGUGAGUGACAGACAUAUGGGGUGUGUUGUGUUGUGUGCGUCUGUGUGUGUGUGUCCUGCAGGUACUUCUACACGGUGCCAUAUUUGUUGUGGUGCGGUCCUCAGCCCCUGUCGGUUCGCGUCGGUCUGCUGGUGUGUCUUGAGUGGGUGUGGAACCUUUACCCCCCACACAUGGCCGUCUCACUGCUCAUGCUCGCCACACACAUCGCCAUACUAGCGGUCAGGGAGGGAGGGAGAGAGGGAGGGACACGACCGAUGGAUGGAACGGAUCUCUCUCUCUCUCUCUGUGUGUGUGUGUGUGUGUGUGGUGACUGCAGUUGUGUGUGUUAGCGACGGACGCCGGUGCAGUGAGGGAAGGUGGCACGGCCGCUACUGGCAAGACCGAGUAGACAGACAGAGACUAAGUGCAGAGACUGAGGCAGACAGAGAUCUCAGUGAAUGCAUAUCGAUACCGACAGACAAUGAACACUAGCAGAAUCCAUCCAUCGAGUCAGG